CGCUCUGUAGCGGGGCCGGCGCGCAAGGUCGGAGGUCGUGGGGCGGGGCCGGCGUCAUUGCCGCCUUCUCUGUCUCAGCAGUUUUGAGCGUUCGGUUCCUCGUGUCCCACGACCCGCGUCCCGCGCGCGUGUGGAGCCGGCUGCGAGUCUGCGGGUACCGUCCGGCCGCCGAGGAUGGCCUUGAGCGAGGAGCCGGCCGUGGGCGCCGUGGAGGAUCCGGUGGAGGACCGGGCGGAGGACGCGGCGCUGGCCUGCGGCGCCUUUCUCGAGUCGUUCGGCGAGAGCGCGGAGACGAAGGAGCUGCUCGGCCGCCUACCGGCGGUGCUCGGAGACCGCGCGGCCCGGGAGGGCGCCCUGGAGCGGUUCCGGGUAAUAAUGGACAAAUAUCAGGAGCAGCCUCACCUGUUGGACCCACACCUAGAAUGGAUGAUGAACUUGUUGUUGGAAUUUGUGCAAGAUAAGAAAUCUCCGGCUGACCUCGUACAUCUGGCUUUUAAAUUUCUUUACAUCAUCACCAAGGUUCGAGGAUAUAAAACAUUUCUUCGUUUAUUUCCACAUGAAGUAGCUGAUGUGCACCCUGUUUUAGAUAUGUUUACAGAUCAGAAUCCUAAAGACCAUGAAACCUGGGAGACCCGCUACAUGCUCCUCCUGUGGCUCUCCGUGACCUGCCUGAUCCCGUUUGAUUUUUCACGCCUUGACGGCGACCUCCACAAUCAGCCUGGGCAAGAGCGAGUGUCCACCAUGGACCGUAUCCUGCAGAUAGCAGAGUCCUACCUGGUCGUCAGCGACAAGGCCCAAGACGCAGCUGCUGUCCUCGUGUCCAAGUUUGUCACGCGGCCCGACGUUAAGCAGAAGAAGAUGGCGAGUUUCCUGGACUGGAGCCUAUGCACUUUGGCCUGCUCCUCCUUCCAGACCAUCGAGGGGGUCAUCGCCAUGGACGGGAUGCUUCAGGCCCUGGCACAAAUAUUUAAGCAUGGAAAACGUGAAGACUGUUUACCCUACGCUGCCACCGUUCUCCAGUGCCUGGACGACUGCAGGCUCCCCGACAGCAACCAGACCCUGCUCCGGAAGCUUGGGGUGAAGCUCGUGCAGCGGCUGGGCCUGACCUUCCUGAAGCCCCAGGUGGCCAAGUGGAGGUACCAGCGUGGCUGCCGCUCCUUGGUUGCUAGCCUGCAGCUCAGUGUCCAGAGUCCUAGAGAUCCAGGGAUACAGACCGAGACCCCUGACAGUGAUGGAGAGGACGACGUCCCCGAGGAGGUGGAGAGCGUGAUAGAGCAGCUGCUGGUUGGGCUGAAGGACAAGGACACGAUCGUGCGGUGGUCUGCGGCCAAAGGAAUCGGUAGGUUGGCUGGAAGACUUCCCAAAGAGCUGGCGGAUGAUGUGGCCGGGUCUGUGCUGGACUGUUUCAGUUUCCAGGAGACGGACAACGCCUGGCAUGGCGGGUGUCUGGCGCUGGCGGAACUGGGCAGACGAGGCCUGUUGCUCCCUUCCCGACUCCCGGACGUUGUCACCGUGAUCCUGAAGGCGCUGACAUACGAGGAGAAGCGGGGCGCCUGCAGCGUGGGCUCCAACGUCAGGGACGCCGCCUGCUAUGUGUGCUGGGCCUUCGCACGGGCCUACGAGCCUCAGGAACUGAAGCCAUUCGUGGCCGUAAUCUCAAGCGCACUGGUGAUCGCUGCCGUGUUUGACCGAGAUGUAAACUGCAGGAGAGCAGCCUCUGCUGCUUUCCAGGAGAACGUGGGAAGACAGGGCACUUUCCCUCAUGGGAUUGAUAUUUUGACCAUAGCUGACUACUUUACUGUUGGUAACAGAUCUAACUGUUUCCUGGUUAUAAGCAUGUUUAUUGCCGGCUUUCCUGAAUACACACAACCAAUGAUAGACCACCUGGUUACCAUGAAGAUAAACCAUUGGGAUGGGACCAUCAGGGAGCUGUCGGCCAAGGCACUGCGGAACCUGGCUCAGCGAGCACCCGAGCACAGCGCCCGUCACGUUUUCCCGCGUCUGCUGUCGAUGACACAGAGUCCAGACCUACACACUCGGCACGGGGCUGUGCUCUCCUGCGCAGAGGUCACCCACAGCCUGUACACACUGGCCGUGCAACAGGGCAGGUAG
Messenger RNA from Physeter macrocephalus (sperm whale), 2112 nucleotides. It is a transcript of the gene TBCD, whose product is annotated as tubulin folding cofactor D. The coding region runs from base 175 to 2112 and encodes 645 amino acids. The record is from RefSeq and is a predicted model, not a curated record. Gene Ontology annotation, cellular component: lateral plasma membrane. Gene Ontology annotation, molecular function: GTPase activator activity; beta-tubulin binding. The transcript has 20 exons. Lineage: Eukaryota; Metazoa; Chordata; Mammalia; Artiodactyla; Physeteridae. Gene Ontology annotation, biological process: tubulin complex assembly; post-chaperonin tubulin folding pathway; adherens junction assembly.